AUGGUCCACAAAGACAAUGUUCUGCUUUUUACUGGAGUAGCAACUGGAGUCCUAAAAGCUUAUAAGAAGCUCCAGCGGCAGCGCCGCUUAGGGAGGGUCGGAGGCGGGAAGGCGAUAGCGGAUAUCGACAAACUCAACAUCGACAGCAUCAUCCAACGGCUGCUGGAAGUGAGAGGGUCCAAGCCUGAUAAGAACGUCCAGCUCCAGGAGAAUGAAAUUCGAGGCCUGUGCUUGAAGUCCCGCGAGAUCUUCCUCAAUCAGCCUAUCCUGCUGCAGCUGGAAGCACCACUCAAGAUAUGUGGUGACAUCCACGGGCAGUACUAUGAUUUGCUCCGACUUUUUGAGUAUGGUGGUUUUCCACCAGAAAGCAACUACCUGUUUCUCGGGGACUAUGUGGACAGGGGCAAGCAGUCCCUGGAGACCAUCUGCCUCUUACUGGCCUACAAAAUCAAGUAUCCCGAGAACUUUUUUCUUCUCAGAGGAAACCACGAAUGUGCCAGCAUCAAUAGAAUUUAUGGCUUUUAUGAUGAAUGUAAAAGAAGGUACAACAUUAAGCUCUGGAAAACGUUCACAGACUACUUUAACUGUUUGCCGAUAGCUACCAUCGUGGAUGAGAAGAUAUUCUGCUGUCAUGGAGGUUUAUCACCAGAUCUUCAAUCUAUCGAGCAGAUUCGGCGAAUUAUGCGACCAACUGACGUCCCAGAUCAAGGUCUUCUUUGUGAUCUCUUGUGGUCUGACCCCGAUAAAGAUGUCUUAGGCUGGGGUGAAAAUGGCAGAGGAGUGUCCUUCACAUUUGGUGCUGAAGUGGUUGCAAAAUUUCUCCAUAAGCAUGAUUUGGAUCUUAUAUGUAGAGCCCAUCAGGUGGUUGAAGACGGAUAUGAAUUUUUUGCGAAGAGGCAGUUGGUCACACUGUUUUCUGCGCCCAAUUAUUGUGGAGAGUUCGACAAUGCAGGGGCCAUGAUGAGUGUGGACGAGACGCUCAUGUGCUCUUUCCAGAUUUUAAAGCCUGCAGAGAAAAAGAAGCCGAACGCCACCAGACCUGUAACACCACCAAGGGGUAUGAUUACAAAGCAAGCGAAGAAAUAG
This is a messenger RNA of Elephantulus edwardii (Cape elephant shrew), 1086 nucleotides long. Its product is annotated as serine/threonine-protein phosphatase PP1-gamma catalytic subunit-like. Bases 1 to 1086 code for a protein of 361 amino acids. Gene Ontology annotation, molecular function: protein serine/threonine phosphatase activity. The transcript is spliced from 2 exons. The record is from RefSeq and is a predicted model, not a curated record. Gene Ontology annotation, cellular component: cytoplasm; nucleus. Lineage: Eukaryota; Metazoa; Chordata; Mammalia; Macroscelidea; Macroscelididae.